GAAAGAAUGAAAAGGUCUGUAAAGGCAUCACUCAUUAUGAUUAUUAGUAAACCAUUUCUCAUUUUUGAGGCACAUUUCUUUCGUAGGUGAAGUCUUACUAACUACCUCAUACCCACAUUGAACAGCUCCUCGAAUCAAAGGUUAUACAAUCACACAUUAGCUUUGCCAUUUUCAACAAACAUAUCAUGUCUUAUUCACACGUUACUACCUGGGCACCCGCUCCACGAACUGUCCGUGGAGGAACGAGCCGCAUCACUUAUCAUCCUAAAGAGAACAAAAUUGCAUAUGCAAACAACAGAUCUAUUAUUCUUAGAGACGUAGCACAUCCUGACCAAUGCUUUCAGUAUGUAGGUCACACUGCUGCCACAACAGUAGCAAGAUUCAGCCCUUCUGGCUUUUACGUUGCUUCAGGAGAUGCUCACGGAAAUGUUCGAAUUUGGGAUUGCGUUGGAGAAGAACAUAUUCUUAAAAGCUCAUUUGAAGUGUUAAGCGGUCCUAUUCAUGAUGUAGAUUGGGAUGGUGAAAGUCAAAGACUCAUUGCUGUUGGCGAGGGAAAAGAAAGGUUCGGCCAUGCCUUCUCGGCAGAUACGGGAAACACUAUUGGUGAGAUUUUUGGCCAUUCAAGUGUGAUCAAUGCAGUUACUAUGAAACAAAAUCGCCCACUUAGAGCUGUAACUGCCUCCGAUGAUCAGUCAGUAAAUUUCUUCUUUGGUGUUCCGUACAAGUUUAACAGAAGUCUUCGUACUCAUACAAAGUUUGUUUUUGACGUCCGCUAUUCUCCUAACGAUGAUUACUUUGCAUCCGUGGGUGCUGAUGGAAAGCUUUUCUUGUACGACGGCAAAACUGGUGAUGUCAGUAAAGAAAUUAAUGCCCAUAAGGGCAGUAUUUUUGCAGUUUCUUGGAGCCCAGAUUCAACGCAGAUUGUUACCGCUUCUGCUGAUCAUACCGUAAAACUCUGGGACUUCGCUUCUGGUGAAUUAGUCCGUGAGUGGAUCUUUUCAGAAACGGCAUCUUUGGACAAGCAACAAGUUGGAAUUGUUUGGGCAAACGACACCAUUAUUUCUGUGUCAAUGGAUGGAACUUUGACUUACUUGAAGCCAGACAGUAAUGAUCCCAUUCGAUCCAUCAUUGGACAUCAACGCUCGAUUACUGCAUCUGCAUUUUCAGCUGACAAGAGCCAACUUUUUACGGCAUCUUACGAUGGUAAAAUUCUGUCCUGGGAUAUUGAAAAACAACUUGCUCAGGAGCUUGAUGGCUCAUCACAUACUAAUCAAGUGAUGCAAAUGAUUAACGUAGGAAACAACGUUGUUUCCAUUGGUAUGGAUGACACUCUACGUGCUAUUGACGCCAACACUCGCACUUUUAUUGGCGAUGUCUACGCUACUGGUUUUCAACCGGUUGGUCUCUGCGAAGUAAACAAGGCUAUUGUGCUUGUAACGGUUGCGGAUAUUCAAAUAUUGCGUAAUUUCAAGAGAUUGGCAACCGCUAAAACAGUUUACCAACCUAGCGCCAUUGCUGCACACCCCACUAAACACGAGUUUAGUAUUGGGGGUAGCGAUUCUGUUGUUUACGUUCAUUCUUUAGAAAACGACGAAAUUUGUGAGACCACUAAAUGUAAAGAAUCUCAACAUCCCAUUACUUGCUUGUCGUACUCGCCUGAUGGAAAGUACCUUGCCUGUGGUGACUCUUCUGGAAAGGUUGUUCUGUACGACGCAAACACUUAUGAACUAAUUACUUCUCGUUGGGCAUUCCAUACAGGUAGAAUUGCAAGUAUGGCCUGGCAUCCCGACUGUAAACACUUAGCUACUGCUUCUUUAGAUACGAAUGUCCACAUUUACUCUGUGGAACGCCCUAUGAAAUAUAUCGGCCUGAAGAACAUUCAUGCACUUGGUGCCAGUCAAGUGCAGUGGCUUUCAAAAACAGAGUUAUUUACCAUGGGAAGUGAUGCUACCGUCCAGAAAUGGGAUAUCACAUUCUAGUUUAUAUUCUUUCUAAUUUUAACAUGCAAAAAAUAUAUUUAGGCAUCGUAACUCUAAGUAUCUUGAACAGAAUUAAUGGGAACGAUCUUGCUUAUGUAAGCACUGAGCAAAGAGUUUUUAGUGGGUGAG
Schizosaccharomyces japonicus yFS275 is the source of this 2108-nucleotide messenger RNA. Its product is annotated as actin cortical patch component Aip1. The transcript has 7 exons. Bases 186 to 1979 code for a protein of 597 amino acids. Gene Ontology annotation, molecular function: actin lateral binding; actin binding. Lineage: Eukaryota; Fungi; Ascomycota; Schizosaccharomycetes; Schizosaccharomycetales; Schizosaccharomycetaceae. Gene Ontology annotation, biological process: actin filament severing; actin filament-based process. The record is from RefSeq and is a predicted model, not a curated record.